Molecule: messenger RNA, 3804 nt
Organism: Striga hermonthica
Lineage: Eukaryota; Viridiplantae; Streptophyta; Magnoliopsida; Lamiales; Orobanchaceae
Source: the annotation of a GenBank genome assembly
AUGGCAGUUUCGGAAGAAGAAUCUUCAUCCGCUUCGUCUUCACGGCCGCACUUGAAGAAUGACGCCGACGCUUUCUAUUUGGCCAAGACAGUCCUCAGAGGCAGCGUCAUUAUUCAGGCUCUCUGCGGCCACUUCCGCUUCCCCACCUCUCAAGAUGUUGUCCUCGGCAAGGAGACAUCUAUAGAACUGGUGAUAAUUGAUGAAGAUGGCAUCGUUCAAUCCAUAUCUGAACAGCCGGUGUUUGGUACGAUCAAAGAUCUUGCCGUACUUCCCUGGAAUGAGAAGUAUCAAGUCCAGAGCCCAAAGAUGCUGGGGAAGGAUAUGUUACUUGUCAUUUCUGAUUCCGGAAAGCUUUCGUUCUUAACGUUUUGCAAUGAAAUGCACAGGUUCCUUGCGUUAAGCCAUGUUCAAAUUUCUGGUCCUGGGAACUCGAGGCAUCAGGUUGGGAGGAUGCUAGCCAUUGAUUCCAGUGGCAGUUUUAUUGCUGUUAGUGCGUAUGAGGAUCAGUUGGCUAUUUUCUCACUUUCGAUGUCCCAAAGCGGUGAUUUCAUUGAUAAGAAAAUCUUCUGUCCUUCUGAGAAAGAUGGGCGCCUCAAAACUGCGAGAGGUACUACUAAUAUUUCUGGCACUAUAUGGAGCAUGUGUUUCAUAUCACAAGAUUAUCAUCAGCAUAACAAGGCGUGCAAGCCUGUAGUUGCCAUUCUUCUGAAUAGGUGGGGAUCUUUUUAUAGGAAUGAGCUUCUGUUGUUGGAAUGGAAUAUUGAGGAACAACAUGUCCAUGUGGUAUAUCAGUUUGCAGAAGCUGGACCUUUAGCAUAUCAUAUAGUUGAGGUCCCUCAUUUACAUGGAUUUGCCUUUCUGUUUAGGGCUGGUGAUAUUGUCCUUAUGGAUUUUAGGAACGUUCACAGCCCUUCUUGUGUCUAUAGGACAAGCUUAAAUAUCUCACUAAUGGAGGACAAGAAAAUUAGCAAUAUCAUAAGAAUACCUGAUAUUAUGGACGAGGAAGGUAUUUAUAAUGUUGCUGCCUCUGCUUUGCUGGAGCUUGGUGACAUAAAUAAAAGUGACGAUCCAAUGAAUAUUGAUGAUUAUAGUAGCGUGCAACCUAGUCGCAAUCAUGUAUGCUCAUGGAGUUGGGAACCUAGUUCUGAACACGGUCCUAGGAUAAUAUUUAGUAUUGACUCUGGAGAGCUGUAUGCUAUUGAAGUGCUUUUUGAGUCUGAUGGGCUCAGAGUAAAUUUAUCAGAUUGUCUUUAUAAAGGCCUACCAUCCAAUGCCCUGUUGUGGCUUGAUGGUGGUUUUGUGGCAGCCAUUGUUGACAUGGCUGAUGGAAUGGUCUUAAAAUUUGAAGAGGGAUUUCUACAAUAUAAAAGCCCGAUUCAGAACAUUGCACCAGUCUUGGAUAUGUGCAUUGUUGAUUAUCCUAAUGAGAGACAUGAUCAAAUGUUUGUCUGUUCUGGGAUGGCAUCCGAGGGAUCCUUGCGGAUUAUUCGAAGUGGCAUAAGUGUUGAAAAGUUGUUAAAAACUGCUCCAAUUUAUCAAGGUGUAACUGAUACAUGGACCAUCAAAAUGAAAUUUUCCGAUCCUUAUCAUUCUUUUCUUGUAUUAUCAUUUGUUGAGGAAACCAGGGUUCUUUCUGUUGGCCUCUGCUUUUAUGAUGUAACUGAAUCAGUUGGUUUUCAGCCUGAUGUCUGUACAUUGGCUUGUGGUAUUGUGGCUGAUGGCGUGCUUGUCCAAAUUCACCAUUGCGGAGUUAAACUUUGUUUGCCUGCUGGAACUAGUCAUUCCAAUGGCACUCCUUUGUCAUCUCCAGUAUGCACCUCAUGGUUGCCUGAUAAUAUGACCAUAAGUCUUGGAGCUGUCGGCCAUGACAUGAUAGUUGUGGCAACAUCAAGUCCUUGCUUUUUAUUCAUCCUUGGCGUUAGAUCUUCAUUGGAAUAUAAUUACGAAGUUUAUCCGAUGCACUGUGUAAAAUUACAGAACGAGUUGUCGUGUAUUUCCAUACCUCGAAAGGACCUCGAACUGAAUCGUGUUUUGAUGGGUUAUGCUGAUGACAACAAUGUAACAUCAUUUGCCUCUGGAAACGAUUAUGACUGUUUGUUCGUUAUUGGUACUCAUAAACCUUCGGUAGAAGUUGUAUCCUUUACACGUGAUAAGGGACUUCAAGUUCAUGCCAUAGGAAUCAUUUCAUUAAUGAACACCAUGGGAACUACUAUCAGUGGAUGUGUCCCACAAGAUGUAAGGCUUGUCUUAGUUGAUCAUUUGUAUGUCCUGUCAGGACUGAGAAAUGGAAUGUUACUUAGGUUUGAGUGGCCUAGUGCUGCUAAAUUAUCUACAUCCGGACCACCUGGUCGACAAACUGUUGCUAGUUCCAGCAAAGUGGACCUCCAUGUGUUGUCAGAUUCAGAAUCUCCAAAUAAUAAGGUGUUCCUGUACAAAACAUGUGGCAAGACUGAAAGAGAGUUACCUGUAAAUCUUGAGCUUAUUGCUGUACGCCGUAUUGGUAUUACACCCGUUUUCUUGGUACCAGUGAGUGAUUCGCUUGAUGCUAAUGUGAUUGCUCUCAGUGAUAGGCCUUGGUUAUUACAGAGUGCAAGGCACAGCCUCUCUUAUACAUCCAUCUCCUUCCAGCCUUCAACUCAUGCAACCCCUGUGUGUUCAGUUGAAUGCCUCAGUGGAAUUUUAUUUGUUGCAGAUAACUGCCUGCAUUUGGUGGAAAUGGUGCCAAGUAAGAGACUUAAUGUGCAGAAAUUUCAUCUUGGGGGCACUCCAAGGAAAGUUUUAUAUCAUAAUGAAAGCAGGUUGUUGCUUGUCAUGAGGACGGAAUUAGAUAAAGAUUCAUGGUCGUCUGAUGUUUGCUUUGUGGAUCCUUUGAGUGGUGCUAUCUUGUCAUCUUUUAAAUUUGAACCUGGGGAGACAGGUAAAUGCAUGGAGUUUGUAAAAGUUGGAAAUGAGUACGUGCUAGUGAUUGGAACUAGCCUAUCUGCUGGACCAGCUAUAAUGCCUAGUGGAGAAGCUGAAAGUACUAAAGGCCGCCUGGUGGUUCUCUGCCUUGAGCACAUGCAAAAUUCAGACAGUGGUUCUGUUACCCUACGAAAUUCACCUGGUGGUGGCUAUGCUGCAGAGCAAUUUUCUAACAGUAGUAUCUGCAGCAGCCCAGAUGAUAAUAAUAGCUGUGAUGGAAUCAAACUUGAAGAAACCGAAGCUUGGCAUUUUCGCUUAGCUUUUUCAACCCCCUGGCCAGGGAUGGUCAUUGCUGUCUGUCCUUAUCUUGACCGUUAUUUCUUAGCUUCUGCCGAUAAUGUAAGUCCAGAACGCAACUUGACUCUAAGUUGUUCAUAUUAUAUGGGUGAGAUUGCCAUGAGCAUGAGGAAGGGAUCAUUCUCAUACAAACUCCCAGCUGAUGAUAUGUUGAAGGAUUCUGAUGGCACCAAUAAUAAUGUUAACUCGUCGCGUAACUGUAUCAUGGCAUCAACACUAUUGGGGAGUAUAGUAACCUUCAUCCCAGUGACAAGAGAGGAAUAUGAGCUAUUAAAACAUGUCCAGGCUAGGCUAGUGGAGAACCCUCUUACUGCUCCUAUUUUGGGAAAUGAUCACAGUGAGUUCAGAAGCCGUGAAAGUCGGGCCGGAAUAACCAAGAUGCUCGAUGGUGACAUUUUGGUGCAAUUCUUGGAGCUCACAAGCAUGCAGCAACAGGAUGUGUUGACACCUCCAACCACCAUUAUGUCCACCUCCAAAUCAUCCACACGAGUUCUGGUUAAUCAAGUUGUUAGACUGCUUGAACGCGUACAUUAUGCUGUAAACUAG